UGGGGUCCAUCCAUCCAGCCAUCCAUUUUCUUCCGCUUAUCCGGGGCAGGGUCGCGGGGGCAGCAGUCUAAGCAGGGACUCCCAGACUUCCCUCACCCCAGACAUGUCCUCCAGCUCCUCCAGGGGGACCCCAAGGCAUUCCCCAGCCAGCCAGGAAGGGGAGAUACAGAGGGGUUCAUUGCCAUGGAGACGACCCCCGCACUCCAAAACAAGCUUCAUUCAUUGAUAAAGGGACAUUCUAUUGGCAUGUUUCAGACUGUCUGUAGAUCGGAGAGAAGCAAAACAUGCAUCGCUCAUACCAGCCCCUGAAACCUGUCACCAACCGGUACCUGCAACAGAAAUGGGACCAGGAGAAUUUUGAUAACCAUCGCAAGAAGGUGACGUCGGCUCUGCCUGUGGUGGACACGAAAGGCUCCAAAACUCCAGGCCACGUACAGCUCAAGCUCAAGAAACUGCAGCUUCAGGACGAGCGUCUGUCCAUCAUCGACAGAGACAACCGUCUGCUGGCCUCCAGACUGACCUCCAUCAUCUGCUCCAGGGGCCUGGUGGACCACUGCAACCACUACCACAUCAAGAGCCUGAAUGCAGAGCGCCGCAGACAGGAGCUGCAGAUCGUGGGGAGACAGAAUCUGGACAUCUAUGGUCGUCUGUCGUCCCGUCAGUCGGAGUACAGAAGACAAGUGUGGCUUCAGGACUGGGAGAGGACGACCAGACUCAGAGACGACAUCUCCAGAUACCCACCACUGUCCCGGGACAAGCAGAGGAGCCAGAGGAAGGUGAAGUUUGCUGCAGAGAGUGGAGGCCAAUCUGAGAGCAGCAUCAGCACAGACAGAGACACAUGAGACCAACUACAGUUUCAUCACAUCACGGUUACUUUAGGUUCAUGGUUUUCUUUAGU
Messenger RNA from Boleophthalmus pectinirostris (great blue-spotted mudskipper), 898 nucleotides. RefSeq lists its product as uncharacterized. The transcript has 6 exons. The coding region runs from base 285 to 842 and encodes 185 amino acids. NCBI's taxonomy places the organism in Eukaryota, Metazoa, Chordata, Actinopteri, Gobiiformes, Gobiidae. The record is from RefSeq and is a predicted model, not a curated record.